CUUGAUUCUCCUUUGAACUACCUUUCUUUUGGUCAUAAAAGCUUUUCUUCUCAUUUUCUUUCAAUUUUUUUUUAGAUCGGUACCACCGCAUAACUUUUUUUUCUAGAUUCUUUUGUUUCUGUUGUUUUUGGAGCAAAUUUCAUUCACUUUAAUUUUCUAAAACAUAGUGGUUCUCCUACAGAUUUGCCCAAAAAAUGGUGAGGAGAAAAGUGGUUGCCACUAACGAACACAUUGGAACCUCCAACGAAGCUUUUCUGACUUCUAGUCAUUUCCAGAAACAUGAUUUAUAUACUUGGGUAGCUGAGGAAGUUAAAAAUACUCCUUCUACCAUCACCAAAAAAGAUCUUGAUGAAUUGAAAGGGUCAGGUGUGAUCUUCACUUUUGAUGAUGUCGGUAACCACUACUCACUUACUCUCCCUAACUAAGGAGAGCGGCGUCUUUGCCAUAUUAAUCAUCAUGCCAAAAAUGUUCCAGAUUGGAUGUGGAUGUAUGAAACUUUAUUUACAUGUCUCGGAGUUCGGAUUCCUUUUUCUGAUUUUCAACAAGAUGUCUUGAAGUUGUGUGGAUGUGCCCCUUCUCAGAUGCAUCCUAAUAGUUGGGCCAUCAUUCGAGGAUUUGAACUACUAUGUUCAUUCCUCGACUUUCCCAUCUCCACCAGAGUGUUUUUUUACUUUUUUAACUUUGCUAUUUCUUUUGGUGCUUGUGGUCAAGGUUUCUUAUCUUUCCAAGCUAACCACAAUCAUAGAAUUUUCAACCUUUUUGAAGAAUCGUACCAUGGUUUUAAAGAAAAAUAUUUUAAAGUUGAAAGGGUCUCUGGGUCCCAACCUUUUUUCAUGACUUCGGAGAAUGAAAAAAGGUUUAACCUUUAUUGGAACUUUCACGUUGCUUCUCCAAAGAUUGAAUUGAAAGGUAUGAACCCAAUAGAGCGUGACAUCAUUCACACUCUUCUUGGUUUAUGGAAUGAUAACCCUUUGGAUUUGAGGAUGAUCCUUGCUGAUGUGCAAGCUUCUAAAAAUGUUGUUGUUAAAAUGGUUGGUGGAACUGAGGCCAUUACUGCUAUGAGGCGAAAGUUGGGUACUAACACUAUCUCGACAAACACUGAAGGCAGGGAUAUGAUUUCUUCUUCAACUAUCCAUGGCAAUCUUUCACCUCCAGAACCUCAGAAAUCAACCAUUGAUAUUGAAAUCUUAGAUGCCCAUCCUCCUUCGAGCUCUCUAGUGAGAAAGAAACAAAAGAGCAAGGACAAAAGGCUUAAUCAAUAACCACUCAAGCGGAAGAUCUAAGUUCCUAUGGUUGUGUCUUGAAAAAAGAUUUCCGCUACUGUGACUUUGUUGAUUCUUUCUUAUUGACCGAGGAGACCAAGUCAAAGUUAGUUGAGAUGCCUGUGGAAGACACCUUACCUCGAAUUCAAAAGAUUCUCCUUCGCUCAGCUGCCUUCGUUCGGGAUGUAGAGAAGGAGAUCCCAAGCUUCCGUUCUAAAAUUGCAUCAAAAGAAAAGGAGCUUCAAACUUCUGCUAUUCAAAUUCAAAUUUUGAAUGCUACCUUAGCCUCGUUACAAGAAGAUAAUAGGAAACUCCGAGAAAGUGUUAAAUCUUUGGAAGAGGAUAAGAAGACUUCAGUAUCUCGAGUUAAGGAUUCGAUGAAAAAGGUUGUUGAGAUGGAGAAGAAUAACUCUACACUUGCCAAGACUGUUGAGAAUGCUGAACGUGCUGCUAUUGAUGGUAUUUUCGAUGCUGAGAAGAACAUCUUCAACCAGAUCAAGCUUUUGGCUCCUGAGUUGGAUAUCUCCUCAGUUAGCGCUUUCAAGAAGGUCAUGGAUGGGCAAGUAGUAGAUAUUACGUACUAAGUUUUUUUGCAUUUUGCAAUGUAUUUCUUUCUUUUCAGGGUAUUUUCCACUUUAACUUUGUGUUGGUUAAGCUUAUGUAACUGCCCUUUAAUUCUAGAAUUUCAAUCUCACAUGACCAUUUUAAAUAACUUAU
Arachis ipaensis is the source of this 1979-nucleotide messenger RNA. NCBI's taxonomy places the organism in Eukaryota, Viridiplantae, Streptophyta, Magnoliopsida, Fabales, Fabaceae. The record is from RefSeq and is a predicted model, not a curated record.